Molecule: messenger RNA, 1881 nt
Organism: Alternaria postmessia
Lineage: Eukaryota; Fungi; Ascomycota; Dothideomycetes; Pleosporales; Pleosporaceae
Exons: 2
Coding region: 1-1881 (626 amino acids)
Biological process (GO): protein N-linked glycosylation
Molecular function (GO): alpha-(1->6)-fucosyltransferase activity
Source: RefSeq, a predicted model, not a curated record
AUGCUAAACCAGGCUGCGAAGAAGCUUUCCAAGAUGCAUGUUAGACGGAAUCCGAACCUGUCUAUACAGUCGACAGCGCACUAUUCACAACUGAGCCCGCCACCCCAGUCUGCUACCUCUAGUGCUUUCCUCUCUCCCACGGUCCCCUCGAGACGUGGCCUACUUGCGAGAUCCCCACCACCGAGUCCGAGCCUUCCUAGUCUGCUGCCAAAGCAUGGAAAGAAGACUACACAGCCGAGUCAUUCAAAGUUGGUGAAGCGAAUACUGAUAGGCUGCUGCGGUGUAGCAUUCCUACUAUGGAUUGUGCUGAGGCAGAUAUACGCCAACUCGCAAGGAGCGGCAACUUAUGAGGAUGGCAACGAAGAAGAAUGGGAGAUGGUUGGUGGCAGUCAGUUGCCGCAUGAACCUGUCGCCCUUGCGCUGCAGGACGCAAAGGGAAAGAUGAGGUGGACUGUAUCCAUACCAUCCGACUAUGAAUUCCCGCUUCGUCCGGCGCAGUACCGUGAUAUCUGCCAUCAAUCUAUGGAAGUCUCGAAAGAAAUCAGACAGGAAGCGAAGGCUUCGGCUGGCUUUGCGAAGAGAAUGUUGAACUACUAUCAACAAGACCAAUAUUACAUUGAUGUCCAGGAAGCGGAACAACAAGGACUGUUGCCACCAUCUAAGGCUGCUGGAAGACCCAAAAGCUUCGUAGAGGACGAGGCUAUCCGGGAUGGUAUCUCUACGGAAGGACUCAAGGUCUGUGACAGGACUUUGACAUAUGUCAUGGAAACGGAGGAUGCAGGUUUUGGCAACACGCUGAUGCGUUUGUGGAUGUCGUAUGGUUUGGCAAAAGCCGAGAAGCGCGCCUUUUUCGUUGAUGACACUCGUUGGCCGUAUGGCAAGUACUCCUCUUACUUCCAGCCUCCCCCUUCCGCAAACUGUCUCCCUCCUCCCCCAUCUCACAUCGUCCCCUGUCCUCACACUGCCCGACACAUCGUCGUCAGCGGAGCGACGUUGAAAUCCACCUUUGGACAUGCCUUUACCGACGAGUGGGAGGAUCCAACAAAAAUGGGUGUGCAACGCCAAUCGAAAAUCUUCAACCUCGCCCGAACAGGCUAUGAGGCUCUCUUUAAACUUCGCUCAGACGACGAAACCUACGUCCUCCAACGAGCGCUGGAAAUGUACGGUGAAGUUAAGAGCGAAGGCGGCCUCAGCAUCGCCAUGCACGUCCGCCACGGCGACAAGCACCCCAUGGAAUACCAGUACCAAAAGGACUACAUCCCGCUAGCCCGCUACGUCGACACCGCCCGCGAUCUCUACAUCGAUCUUGUCGAAGGCGGACUAAAGAAGAAAAUGGCCAAACGCAAUCUACUCUCUUCUCCAUUCUCUUCCUUCUCUACCGACUCCCUCACCCCCCGCCAUACAACCUCGAAAAUGAUACUCGCCUCUGACGACCCCCUCGUCUACGACUCCCCCGAACUAGGCCCUAACAGUGUUCGUGCCCAAGACCGCAUUGUCCUCGCCACAAAAGCCGCUCUCGAAGCCGCGCAAUCCCAGCCGAAGAAGAACACGUGGAUCGACGAGAUUACGGGGUGGGAAGGCGGCUUCUAUCGCGACGUCUUCUUUUCUUUGGGACAACCUGUUGGCAACGCCGAGGACAUGAAGAAGGUCAAUGAGGAAAAUUCUGCUGUUCCUGAGAGUGCAAUGAAGCUGAGGGAGCUUGUUGGGCGCGCAUAUCUGCUUGACUUGAGUGUGUUGAGCAAGGCGGAUACGGUGGUUUGCACAGUUAGUAGUACGAGUUGUAGGUUGCUGGCUGUUAUGAUGGGGUGGGGAAGUGCUGUACAGGAGGGCAAGUGGAGGAACAUCGACGGCCAGUUCGACUGGAAGGGAAUCAUGUGGUGA